Fundulus heteroclitus (mummichog) is the source of this 1393-nucleotide messenger RNA. RefSeq names its product alcohol dehydrogenase 5 (gene adh5). Gene Ontology annotation, biological process: formaldehyde catabolic process. The transcript is spliced from 9 exons. Gene Ontology annotation, molecular function: zinc ion binding; S-(hydroxymethyl)glutathione dehydrogenase [NAD(P)+] activity. Bases 110 to 1240 code for a protein of 376 amino acids. Gene Ontology annotation, cellular component: cytosol. Lineage: Eukaryota; Metazoa; Chordata; Actinopteri; Cyprinodontiformes; Fundulidae. The record is from RefSeq and is a predicted model, not a curated record.
CUGACGUCACACGCACGCUAAGCCUCCUCGCUCCUGAUUGGCUUAGAGGUUGACUCCUUUACGGCUGCGCUGCCUCCUCCUCCUCCUCUUCGCUGCAGAAGGAACCAACAUGGAGACAGCUGGAAAAGUGAUCAAGUGCAAGGCAGCUGUUGCGUGGGAAGCAGGGAAGCCUCUCUCCCUCGAGGAGGUGGAGGUAGCUCCACCCAAGGCCCAUGAAGUUCGCAUCAAGAUUCUCGCUACAGGAGUGUGUCAUACAGAUGCUUACACCCUGAGUGGAAGCGACCCUGAGGGACUUUUCCCCGUCGUCCUCGGACAUGAGGGGGCUGGGAUUGUGGAGAGUGUUGGCGAGGGUGUCACUAAGUUCAAGCCAGGCGACACCGUCAUCCCUUUGUAUGUGCCUCAGUGUGGUGAAUGCAAAUUCUGCAAAAACCCCAAGACCAACCUCUGCCAGAAAAUCAGAGUAACCCAGGGUCAGGGGCUGCUCCCUGACAAGACGUCACGCUUCACCUGCAAAGGAAAGCAAGUGUUCCACUUCAUGGGGACCAGCACCUUCUCUGAGUACACGGUGGUGGCCGACAUCUCACUGGCCAAGGUUAACGAGAAAGCUCCGCUGGAUAAGGUGUGCCUGCUGGGAUGUGGCAUUUCUACAGGUUACGGUGCUGCUCUCAACACCGCCAAGGUUGAGCCCGGUUCCACCUGCGCCGUGUUCGGACUCGGAGCCGUCGGCCUGGCUGCCAUCAUGGGCUGCAAGGCGGCUGGAGCAACCAGAAUCAUCGGCGUGGACAUCAACCCCGACAAGUUCGAGAAGGCCAAAGAGUUUGGAGCCACGGAGUUCGUGAACCCGAAGGACCACAGCAAGCCCGUCCAAGAGGUUCUGGUGGAGAUGACUGACGGCGGGGUGGACUACUCGUUCGAGUGCAUUGGGAACGUGCAGAUCAUGAGAGCUGCUCUGGAGGCGUGCCACAAAGGUUGGGGAGAAAGUGUCAUCAUUGGUGUAGCGGGAGCAGGACAGGAGAUCUCCACCAGACCUUUCCAGCUGGUGACGGGCCGAGUGUGGAGAGGCACCGCCUUCGGAGGCUGGAAGAGUGUGGAGAGCGUUCCGAAGCUGGUGGAAGACUACAUGAAUAAAAAGAUGAAGGUGGACGAGUUUGUGACUCACACUCUUCCCUUUGAGAAGAUCAAUGAGGCCUUUGACCUCAUGCAUGCUGGAAAGAGCAUCCGGACCGUGCUGACUUUCUGAUGCGCCUGAAACAUCCGUCACAUCCGGCCUUAAAGCUGCCUCCAUCCGUUGUUCCAGCACUUCCUUUCAUUUCAGUUCCAGUGUUUAAAACAAGCUCUUUUAACAGCAGAACAUCUGUUAGAAACAUUAACUCUGUUAAUAAAACCUUAAAAA